AACAAAUAAGGUCACACAUCCUGUAAAACUAUAGAGAGAAACAAUCCUUUGGCAUUUCGUAUACAAUGCAUUACAAGUCAAGAGGAAAGUGACGUCAGAAUUACGAUGAAUCAUCGAUCAUUCUAACAGAAAGUAGACUUUUCCCCGAAACAAUGAUCUCGAAGGAAUCUCGGUAGCUGGUGGAAUACAAGUGUUUUGACCCUCAAAUGGAUCUUCUUCAAUGAUGCAAAAUGAAGAAAUUAUCAAAUAUAAUUUACCAAAGUAAGAAAAACAUUAGGCACAAAGAUACAAUUUUGUUAAUAAACAAUAUUCCCAAUAUGUUCGUUGAGAUAACGAUCACCACGUUACCACGUUAACAAAUUUUUGAUCUGGAGGGAGAUGUGUCUGUUCGCGGGAGAGCAAACGCGGCGAGUGAGCUAGGACGGCUAGGAAACUCGAACGGAAACGCUUCGCGAAAAAGCCAGUGCACUGGAGGGAGACGUCCUUGCCGCGGCCGGCGUUAUGAAACGUAUAAAGGAAACCGCUGUCGUUGUCGCAACCCAGACGCCCAGACCGCGACCCGUCCGAGCCCAGCCGUGCCAUGCCCGCCAACGAGGACACCUCCGCCAACGACUUCGCGUUCAAGCGGAUCAAGCCCGAAAGGGCGAAUCCUGCGGAAUCUCAGCCUAAGAUGUCCAGAAAGGAUGAUUCAUCCACGAAUCUGAUUCUCUCGAAUUUCACCGCAUCGGUGGAAGAACGAAAGGAAGCCGAAAAGGGCGAUUUCCGCAGCAUACCGUGUCGGAGCGUUCACGAGAAGCUCUUCAGGGACUUUUUCGAGCUGAUGUUGCAACGAGCGGUGUUUCAGUCUACUUCCGGGGAGGAGCGCGUGGUCGAGUGGAUUGAUCCUAAUAAUUUGCGAUCUGUGGUCGAUCUUUCUCUGCCAACCGAGGGAGUUAGCCACGAGGAGCUGUUAACGUUAACGCGCGAUAUCAUCAAAUACAGUGUGAAAACGGGUCAUCCGCAUUUUGUGAACCAACUGUUCUCCAGCCUGGAUCCAUACGGAUUGCUAGGUCAAUGGCUCACCGAUGCGCUCAAUCCGUCCGUCUACACUUACGAGGUAUCUCCGGUGUUCUCCUUGAUGGAGGAGGACGUGCUGCGAGAGAUGCGCGCCAUCAUCGGCUGGCAGGGUGGCGAGGGACUCUUUUGUCCUGGAGGUUCCAUGGCGAACGGAUAUGCCAUCAAUCUGGCGCGUCAUCAUAGAUACCCAAACCUGAAGCAAUCCGGAUUAUCGCAAAUGCCGCGACUAGUGGUGUUUACAUCAGAGGAUGCACACUAUUCCGUGAAGAAACUCGCCGCCUUCCUAGGUAUCGGUUACGACAAUGUUUAUCUGAUCAAAGUCGAUUCGCGUGGCAAGAUGGUAGUCACCGACCUGGAAGCUCAGAUCGUUCGAGCCAUCAACGAGGGUGCCGUGCCACUUAUGGUAUCCGCUACCGCGGGCACCACUGUGAUGGGCACCUUCGAUCCUCUCAAGAAGAUCGCCGAGGUUUGCAGAAAGCACGGACUAUGGUUUCACGUGGACGCUGCGUGGGGCGGUGGUGCCCUCGUCUCCAGAACGUAUCGCGGUCUCCUGGACGGCAUCCAGCUCGCCGACUCUAUCACUUGGAAUCCCCACAAACUACUCGCCGCGCCGCAACAAUGUUCCACUUUGUUGCUUCGUCAUGAAGGUUUAUUACAAGAGGCGCAUGGCUGUGGCGCGAGCUAUCUCUUUCAGAACGACAAGUUCUAUGACGCGACCUUCGAUUAUGGCGAUCGGCAUGUGCAGUGCGGUCGUCGCGCUGAUGUCGUCAAGUUCUGGUACAUGUGGAAGGCAAAGGGUACGCGCGGUCUUGAGGCUCACGUCGACUGCGUGUUUGCGUUGUCGCGUUACUUUGCCGAUCUCAUCAGGACACGCGACGGCUGGCGAUUACUCGCCGAACCGGAGUGCACCAACGUCUGCUUCCGUUACAUUCCAUUAUCGAAGAGACACUUGACUGGCCGUGAACUCGAUCAGGCGCUGCACAAGAUCGCGCCAAUGAUCAAGGAGCGUAUGAUGCGAGCGGGAACAAUGCUGAUAACGUAUCAGACGCUGAGAGAUAUGCCGAAUUUCUUCAGACUAGUAUUGCAGAAUUCGGGAUUGACAGAGGCUGACAUGAAGUUCUUCGUCGAAGAGAUCGAAAGACUCGCUGUAGAUCUUUAAUUUAACCGUUUUUAAUUGCAGAUAUUGUAAAUAUCGAUAAUAUGUAUGUAUUUUGUGUAUUUUACUAGUGUAAAAAAUAGUUGCAUUUGUGGUAAAUCAUUAAUUUAAAAAAAAAAACAAUUAG
Molecule: messenger RNA, 2339 nt
Organism: Camponotus floridanus (Florida carpenter ant)
Lineage: Eukaryota; Metazoa; Arthropoda; Insecta; Hymenoptera; Formicidae
Gene: black
Product: cysteine sulfinic acid decarboxylase
Exons: 7
Coding region: 581-2215 (544 amino acids)
Biological process (GO): carboxylic acid metabolic process
Cellular component (GO): cytoplasm
Molecular function (GO): carboxy-lyase activity; pyridoxal phosphate binding
Source: RefSeq, a predicted model, not a curated record